This is a messenger RNA of Actinia tenebrosa (Australian red waratah sea anemone), 1440 nucleotides long. RefSeq lists its product as uncharacterized. NCBI's taxonomy places the organism in Eukaryota, Metazoa, Cnidaria, Anthozoa, Actiniaria, Actiniidae. The record is from RefSeq and is a predicted model, not a curated record.
UGAAAAUCCAAGCUUAAGCAGAGAAUCUCCAUUUGAAAACAUGGAUCUAACCUUGUUUUUCUAUGUAACGACGAUCAUUCUAAUCUUGAAAUCAGAUAAGACAGUUUCGCAGUGUAAACCAAAGAGGAAAGAGUUUGAUAAGGAGUUUUCUGGCCUGGCACUCACCAGUAAAAUACUUGGCUCAUCAAACACAAAAGAAGUAAUCUGUCAGUACAGCUGUCACUCUCACGAGAACUGUGAUGCUUACAAUUAUAACUUGGAUGAUGGUCGCUGUGAAGUACUCGACGCUCGUUCUUCUUUUUUUAAUGUAGUCAUGAGAAAAGGCUGGAUAUUCAGGGCCUCGAAGAUCCGUGUCUUAAUGGAGGUACAUGUUUCCAUGCAAUUGGAAAAGACAGAUGUCUGUGUCCCUGUCAGUGGAAAGGAGAGUUGUGUGAUGUACACAUAACCAACUCUGAUUACGUGAUGUCCUUUCCCGGAGGAUCAGUUAAUGACUUGGUUGUCUUUGAAAAUCCCUUUCCGGCUAGUUUGAGUAUGCUAUCUGUCAGCAUGUGGUUUCAGAUGGAUCCUGCAAAAGUUGGAGAACAUACACUGCUGAGCUACGCAACUCCGACACUAAACGACGCGAUUGUUGCAAUGUUAAAGCCAGACCAAACACAGAUAUGCAUUUACAACAACUGGGGUGAAAAGGCGAAGUAUACAGAUCCAAAUCAGUUGAUAACUGACAGCACCUGGCAUCAUCUUGCUUUCACUUGGGAAAGUGUGACAGGUAAGGUGGUACUGUAUAUCGAUGGAAUCAGGAGAGGCGAGAAAGCCAACGUAGCAACAGAUGAGACGAUUGACGACGGGGCCUUAGUACUUGGCCAGGACCAAGGUAGCUACAAAGGAAGAUAUAAUCCAAAGCAAGCUUUUAAAGGCAACCUCACAAGCUUGAACAUGUGGGACAAGGUCCUGACAGCCUCUGAAAUAUCAGAUCUCGCCAGAAAAUGUCCAACUCAGGAAGGAAACCUCCUAACUUGGACUAAGUUGAUGAGUCAGCAGAAAUUAUGAAAUGUGAAUUUGAUCUGCUCUCCUUUUUGUGUUCCCAUAUGGCCGUAACCAACCGGGGCGCACCGGGUGCCUCAAAAAUGACCUGAAAGGCCGGUGACUCAUUAAUAGUUGUUUUUUGCCCUUUUUCCAUAUGCAAGUUGCAGCAUAUUCAUGAUCGCCCACCCAUUAUUAUAUCAAUAUUUAAUUCCACAACAAAAUAUCGAUAUUGCACAAAAUACUAAGAAAGUAGUUUGACCAGGGGGACCAAAAAGCAUUCAAAGCAUUCUAAAUCAAACGACACUUAUACUUUGGUUAGCCUUACCUAUUACAUUCACAAUGUGCACAUUAUUUCAUAUGAACAAACCUUAUCCUGUUUUACUAUCUCAGACCAUGUGCGUUUCAAAGCAUUCUAAA